Sitophilus oryzae (rice weevil) is the source of this 836-nucleotide messenger RNA. RefSeq names its product nuclear envelope phosphatase-regulatory subunit 1 (gene Cnep1r2). Lineage: Eukaryota; Metazoa; Arthropoda; Insecta; Coleoptera; Curculionidae. The record is from RefSeq and is a predicted model, not a curated record. The coding region runs from base 362 to 763 and encodes 133 amino acids. The transcript is spliced from 4 exons. Gene Ontology annotation, cellular component: cytoplasm; Nem1-Spo7 phosphatase complex.
AUAAAAAAAACUAAGCUUGCUAAAGCUGGUAUUCAAUACCAUAAGUUUAGAGAAUUUUUUUUUAAUAAUAUCUAAUAUAUCUAAUAAUUUUUAAAUAAAGGCGGGGUGUUUUAGCCAAGUUUUCAUAUUCUGUGUCUGUUCUGUGAUCAUAUCAUUGUCAUCGUGCUUUGUGGGUUGUGGGCGUCUCUAGUAAAUGACAUUAGUCUAUGGUUGCGGGUUGUGGGUUAUGUUAUCUUCCUACAACCUACCCAGUUCUGAGUUGCUUUAGAAAAACAUUGAUAAAUUUCUGUAUUUGUUUUAGAUUUAUACUGGUUUUAUAUUAGUAUUAUUUUAGAAGAAAUGUGCAAGAACAGAUUUUAAAAUGUCUCUGGAACAAACGGCGUGCGAAGAUAUUCUUGUAGAUUUGAAGGCUUUCGAAAGGAGAUUGACCGAAGUGAUAGCAUGUUUGCACCCUUCAACGACUCGCUGGAGAAUUUUAGCUGUAGUAUCAUUAUGCGUGGCAACAGGAGCUAGUCAAUGGAUUUUUGACCCCGAAACUCGAGUAGUUUCCCUAUCGCAAUCAUUGUCAAAUCAUCCAUUUUUUAUUUUAUCAACAGUAAUCCUAAUGUUUUUAGUAAUUAUUUUGUUACUGGGCGUACACAAGAGGGUAAUAGCUGGUUCCAUAAUCACUUCUCGGACAAGAGAGGUGCUGAGAGACUUUAAUAUGUCUUGCGAUGAUACUGGUAAACUUAUACUAAGACGAAGGCCUGCUAACGUUACUUGACAUUUAUUUUAUUAUAGUUAAGAAUUAGACCUAAUUUUUUUAUUUAAUUUGUAUGGAUGUUUUGUUACCGCAU